CACCAUAAACAUAUCAAGGGGUUCUACUCCUACGUGCUGGUUGCGCCGGGUCGUCCAGACUGGAAGCAGAAGAUUGAGCAGGAGAGGGGAAGUUUAAUGGAAGCAUUCGUGCAGACUUCGGCCAAAUCGAAGCGCGAUCAUUAUAUGGUCUCAGCAUCAAAUGUUCCACCACCAGAAAGUGACACGGAAAAGACAGAGAUACAUGAAGCAAUAAAAAUCUUGAUUCUACCACAAUUUAUCUACAUCGACUCAGUGAACCAAACUGUCGUUCCAGGUCUACGUCAACAAGACCCAAAUCAACAUCACUGGCGGGCCGACAAUACCACCAUGUAUGCUCGACUAUGUGAUUCUACUAUGCUCUCACAAGCGGCGAGACGCGCGCUGAUCAAGCGAGAAUUGGAGCGACAUUUGCGACCCUUGGGGCUGGACCGUGAUGCGGAGGACUCCAGACCUGGCGGUGCGGGCGUUUUUUUUUUCGUGUCUCAUGUGGGGGGACACAAAUUUUUGGCCAACGUGCUUAUCUAUCGGAAACAACAGCAGCAAAUGAUUUGGCUGGCUCGUGUGAGACCCGAGCAUUGCGAGGAAAUCGUGAAGCACACGAUUCUAGGGGGUAACGUGGUGCAUCCCGAGACGCAAUUACGUGGUGAAUUUGAUCGUCUACGAGAUUUGACGGGUUGGUGA
Molecule: messenger RNA, 681 nt
Organism: Penicillium diatomitis
Lineage: Eukaryota; Fungi; Ascomycota; Eurotiomycetes; Eurotiales; Aspergillaceae
Product: sucrase/ferredoxin-like domain-containing protein
Exons: 3
Source: RefSeq, a predicted model, not a curated record